CAGCUUCAUCGUUGGUGUUUGGCUUGCUCGAAAAAUAUCCAUAUGUCCUCUCAUAGAUCCAAGCAAAGUAGAUAAUCCAGAACCAGCUUGUAAAAGUAGUUAAGAGAGAUGGGUGCUAGAGUUUUUCAAUGUUCCAUUUUAUUCAUAUUUAGUCUUUUUUGCAUUUCAGAUUCAGGCAUUGCCGAGAAAUCUCCUCCAGAAGCAAUCCUGCAAAACCAAAAACUGGACCAUCAAGAAAACCAAACACUCUUCACAUAUUUAAAUUUGACAACCCAAAUUGAUGACACUAUUCCAAUUAUCAUCCCAACACCACCAACUACAACAACUCCAACCAUAGCAACAAGCCCACCACCACCAAUGUCCACAACUCCGACAACAACCACCCCUGCAACAAACACCCCUGCCUCAUCGGGUGGGGCUUGGUGCAUUGCAAGCCCAACAGCUUCGCCAACCGGUUUACAGGUAGCUCUUGACUAUGCCUGUGGCUAUGGAGGUGCAGAUUGUUCAGCAAUUCAACCGGCUGGGAGCUGUUAUAACCCAAACACGGUUCGUGACCAUGCUUCAUAUGCCUUCAAUGACUACUACCAGAAAAACCCAAUUCCCACUAGCUGUGUUUUUGGAGGAGUGGCACAGCUUACCUACACUGACCCGAGUACAGGAAACUGUCACUAUGCAACACCCAUUGUAUCAUCUAGCACAAGUUCAUCAAACAGUCCUCCCACCCCAAUUUCAUCAGCAUAUCCAGGCACCCCAAGUGAACCAACAGAUUAUGGUUCAACUGAACCAACGGGGAGCCCAAACUCAGCAGACUCCGCAAUGCACAACUUAAUGCUGCUUUUCGCGGCAACCUGUCUCUCAGUUUUUGCAGCAAAUUCUCUCUAAAUUGAUGGGAGCAGGGUCCAUUUUUCUCUCUCGGCUCGAUCACCAACACACAUUGCAGUGUUUAAGCGAGCACUGAGAAUUAGAAGCAAGAUAUGUGUAGGUUUCAAGCCCUCAUUUUCACCAUGACAUCAUUUCUAUGUUUCAUCUGUUUAAGUUCAACCAAGAAGAGCUAGUGGAUAGUGAAGAAGAGCAAAACAAUCAAGUUGUUUUUUUUUGUAGCCUACUCUUUUUGCAGUAAACAAAAUAAUUUUUU
Messenger RNA from Cornus florida, 1135 nucleotides. Its product is annotated as PLASMODESMATA CALLOSE-BINDING PROTEIN 2-like. Bases 109 to 882 code for a protein of 257 amino acids. Lineage: Eukaryota; Viridiplantae; Streptophyta; Magnoliopsida; Cornales; Cornaceae. The transcript has 4 exons. The record is from RefSeq and is a predicted model, not a curated record.